CUGUCAACGUCAAGAGCCAGGAAGUUCUUUCUUCUGGUUUAAUCUCUGUUAUUAUUAUGUUUUUCUAUAAUAAAAAAAUUGGAUUUGGAAAAGAAGAGCUAGGGGUUGUCUCUUUUGAAAUACAUAUAAAAUGCAGCUCUGUCUUUAGCAAGUAAAUUCUUGUGAUGAACUGCUAUCAGAGAUUUUCCAACUCCCAGCGAUUUCCAUUAUUCAAUAAGGUCUGUUUGAAUUCUCUAUGCUUUUCUUUUAAAAAGAAAUGGAUUAACUGUUAUAUAUUAUACCUGCCUGUUCUCUUUCUUUCAUUCUUUCUUUUUAUUUUAUUUUUUUAGGUUAAUUAGAUUUCAUUAUUUGGAGUAUAUACACAAAGGAAUUAUAGAAUUUCUAUCUUUCAUGUUUCUGUUUUAAGUUCAUCUCGCUGUUUUUCUUUUAAGCAAGAAUAAGAACGCUGUUUUUUUCUUUUAAUCACUCAAUCUAUUUCUUUCACUCUUGAUGGAAACCGCAUACAAUUUGCAGGGAUUCAGUAAAUACGUAAUUGAUAAUGGGGGAAUCACCGGAGGGGCUCCAGGAAGUGGAAUCUGAUAUAGCGAAGGCUAUUAUACUGAAAGAAAUGAGUAUCCUGGCCAAGUCGAAGACAUUGAAGGAUGUCUUAAAUGAUUUGAGACGAGUAGACAAAAUGACAAUGGCAUUGAAUGGUGAACCUGUAGAGGAAUAUCGUCUAGCAAAAGACAUACAAGAUAUAUUGAGAUGCAUUAUGAUGGAGUUGAAGGGUUUACAUGAUAAAAAGAAGAUACAUGGAUCGUUGUCUACGGAAACCAUUGUUGCUUGGAAGGAAAAAUUAGGCGUAAUUGAUGGUGUUACAGAGUAUAAGUGGGAAGUAAAGUUACUAUGUUCUUAUGAUUGUGGCGAUGGGCAAUAUAAAAAGGACAUGGAGGGUUUGAUAAAUCUGAUUGAUGAAAUUCUCCAACACCAACCCAUCCCCAAAGAUGUAGCCCAUCUUAAGGAUAUGCUGGAAAAAGGGAUGAGCACUGCAUUUCUAUGUCUCCAUCCAUGCUUAUGGACGUCAAUGCAAGAGAUGAUAAACGUUGAACAAAUGAGAAUGGCUCAUAAGAAAGCAGAGUCUCAUAAAUAUGAGAUAGAAGUUGGAGCUCAAGGAGUACCGAUGAAAAUUACUCAGAAUUGGGAUAAAAAGAUUCCACCUGGGUCAUUUCUUGUAAAAGUUAAAAGAAAAGGAAAUUAUGACCACCUUCGAACUCCUGCUUUAAAAAUGUUAUAUUUCAUGAGAGACGUAUACAAUCAUGCCAAAACAACAGAAGGGGAAGAACACUUCGACUGCAAGAAAUUACAAGAAACACUUUACUGCAUUUACCCGGAGUUCAUGAGUAAUUUUGUGGAACAAAUUUUUGGCAUAAAACAAAUGCGAGAUGCUCUUCAAGAUGGAUGACUCGGUGGAAGAUGAUUGAUAAAGGUUGAUCGUGUUAUUCUUCAUCUCUAAGUGCAUCGACUAACUGCAGUGUAGGAUUAUGAAAUUAAGGUGGAUCCCACGAGGAUAAUAUCUAAUCAUUGUUUAAGAAAUAUGUAAAAUAAUUUUUAAAAGAUUUUAUAAGAAAAAAUUAUAAAAUAAUUAA
This is a messenger RNA of Ricinus communis (castor bean), 1625 nucleotides long. RefSeq lists its product as uncharacterized. The coding region runs from base 539 to 1441 and encodes 300 amino acids. The transcript is spliced from 6 exons. NCBI's taxonomy places the organism in Eukaryota, Viridiplantae, Streptophyta, Magnoliopsida, Malpighiales, Euphorbiaceae. The record is from RefSeq and is a predicted model, not a curated record.